AAAUUACACAGUAGGUCGUUUGUACCCUGUAAAGGGGUCAGAUUGACGGACAAGAGCUCAUAAGCGAAGAGGGAGCCUCAAGCCAUGUCAGCUAUGGCUUCUAGCCAUAAACUGUGAUUACUUGACAUUCACAAAGAACAAGAAGCUCUUGGGUUCCCAUUCGCUUGGAUACCCAACUUGGAUGGGUGCAUGAUCCGCUUCAUUCUGGUUUGGGAGGUUUCUCUAACCAAGAUCCGAGACCUCGUUCUUUUUUUUUAAGGCAUUUCCAAGGAAAUUGCCCUGAAUAUUGGCCAGAUACAUGUAUCUCAUUUAUGUGUUACCAGGCAUCCUCGACCCAGGUUGUUUGGUUGGUUAUUUAGUUGGCUGAUUGGCCGGUUGUUCGCCGAUGGCUGAGAAAUGAUGCAGGUGGUCAGGACGUCCGUGCUUGCUUCGUCCUACUUGUCGGAUUAGCAGUGCAAUGGAUGCCGAGAGCGCAUGAAUCCAUUUUAUUGUUACCUCAUGAAUGACAUGGUUGUCGUUGAAGUAUGGGGAAUUUGCCGAAACAUUCAACCAGUCUCCGUUGAGAUUUGGUCGAGAUCACAACUCUAGAUCUUAUUGACCGCGGAGUUUGAAGCUCUUCAGAAAUUCUGACCGUGAUAAGUGGUGUUCGAAUUCACCAGCAGAAUUUUCAUUGAAAUCCAAGUGUGAUUUCUCAUUUCACGCUUUAAUUGCCGGGCCAAGAAGAAUCCGAUCGAAGAGCCAAGAGCCAAAGUGAUCAUUGGAAUUGCACUCUCAAAUUGACAUUUUAUGAGGAUCCGACCUGAUCUAGUCAGAUCAAACUGAAGGUCAGCUUUCUUCGUCAUGGCUGACAACUCAGACAAGAUCCCCGCUAUUCAAGUGGUUAAUGAUGACGAUGAUGAUGUCAACCGGGCCUCAUCGUACACUAUUGAACUCAAUCCCGUCGACGAUGUGCCCGAAGAACGUGCGAGCCGUGGGGCGGAAUACUCUCGACAAUCGUCCGCCAUGGACGAAAUUGAUAUCCAAAUCGGGGAUAGCUCUGACCAGCUGUCCGACCCACCCACUCCCGAUGUCCCGGAAUGUCUCACCCCAUCGCCUUAUCUACCCGACCGCAAUGGUAAUCGGAAGCGAUCAUCAGUGACCAUAGCACCUGGAACCAUUACUGAGAAGCCGCAGCCAAGUCAACGGAAGAUGACUUCGAAACGUUCCUCGUUCAUCUUCACUCCGAAGCCUCUGAAACAUUACCUUACCAAGGAGGUCUUGCCCCAUGUGGACCAUUACCGAAACCGAAUGUCCUUCUCCAAAGGUCAUCCGGAAAGGUCUCGGCCCACUUUGGACGAACUAUUGGAUGCGAGUGUGAUGGCCGAUAUCAAUGGAAACGAUCUCGAAAAAGGAGACCUUGUUGGUGCGGAUAAUGAGCAAGGAAAAGUCAUUAAAUUCGGAUGGUUCGACGGGGUGUACAUGAGAUGCUUGUUGAACAUCUGGGGUGUCAUGCUAUUUUUGAGGUUAACUUGGGUCAUCGGACAAGCAGGCUUGUUGGAGGGUCUUGGGGUCAUCACGCUUUCAAACAUUGUCACCAUCAUCACGACCAUAUCCAUGUCGGCAGUUUCAACCAAUGGGCAAAUCAAAGCUGGAGGAAUCUACUACAUGAUCAGUCGCUCUUUAGGGCCGGAAUUUGGCGGAGCAAUCGGCAUCAUGUUCACCCUUGCUAAUUCCAUUGCCGUUUCCAUGUACAUCAUUGGGUUCUGCGAGUCGCUCAUGGAUAUGCUUGAGCAAUAUCUGACCCAUUUCAAUGGAAUCGUUGACUCUGUGGAACGGAUCAAUGACAUUCGAUUGAUUGGGUCAAUUUCGCUUGUCCUCAUCUUGGGGUUAGCCAUUGUGGGCAUGGAUUGGGUCACUCGGGUACAAAUGGGCCUUCUGGUCUUACUACUCGUUUCUCAAGUGGAUUUCAUCAUUGGCUCCUUUCUCCCAAGCACUGACGAGGAAGUCGCCAAAGGCUUUGUAGGAUAUGAUAGUCAAGUGUUGGAGGGGAAUUUGUAUAGCGCCUAUUCAACCGAUCCGACGAGUGGGAAGAAGCACAACUUCUUCUCGGUUUUCGCCGUUUUCUUUCCUGCUGUGACUGGGAUUGUGGCGGGCGCCAAUUUGAGCGGGGAUCUGAAAGAUCCUGGAGUCGCCAUCCCCAAGGGAACGUUGUUGGCCAUUGCUACCACCUAUGUCAGUUACGUGAUCUAUGGCAUUAUGGUAGCGGCAUGCUCGUUACGAUACGCUUCUGGCAAUGUCAAUGAAGUCCUUUUUGGAACCGAGGCCUUUAACGAUACCGUGGGUGAGAUCCUGAACAUCACAAAUGCCUUUGACGACUGCGAAGGCAGGACUUGCGGAUUUGGAACAUCCGUUAGUCAACAGAUGAUGGAGGUGAUAUCAGCUUGGGGACCCUUGAUCUACGCCGGGUGCUUUGCAGCUACACUUUCAUCCGCCAUUGCAUCUUUAGUUGGAGCUCCACGAGUUCUUCAGGCCGUGGCCAAAGACAAACUCUUUCCCGGAAUCCAAUCCUUCUCUGAAGGUUGGGGAGCCAAUAAUGAUCCUCUCAGAGGCUAUAUUUUGGUUUUUAUUAUUUCCUUGGUGUGCAUCCUCAUAGGCGAUCUGAAUCAAGUCUCCAGCUUAUUGUCUAACUUCUUCGUGGCAGCCUAUGCUCUCAUCAACUUCUCCGUCUUCCACGCUAGUAUCACAUCUUCUCCCGGAUGGCGACCCUCAUUCAAGUACUACAACAAAUGGGUGUCACUCUUGGGCACUAUUCUCUGCAUAGGAGUCAUGUUUCUCAUGGACUUCAAGAUGGCGAUCGUCACCUGCGUAUGCGUUUGCCUACUCUAUGCAUUUAUCUACUUUAGAAAACCCGAUGUGAAUUGGGGAUCCUCGUCUCAAUCUCAAUCCUUUAUCACCGCUCUAAAAGCCGUUCAAGCCCUAACCCGCGUUGACGAUCAUGUUAAGAACUACCGACCCAAGAUUAUCGUCUUGUCUGGAAACCCCGUGGACCGCCCUUGUUUGAUGGAUUUUGCACAUCUGUUGACCAAACGGCUGUCGCUCCUUGAAAGUGUCCACGUUGCCGAUCCAAGUUUGGACUUUAAGAAAGUUGAAGUUAUGAAAGGCUUGGCCAACAAGUGGCUAGCCACCAAUCACAUCAAAUCGUUCCACUCGAUCACUCGCAAUGACAGCCUCUUCGAAGGAAGCAGAGCGGCGUUGGAAGUUUGUGGAUUGGGCAAGCUCAGUCCCAAUUUGCUUCUCAUGGGAUUCAAACAGGACUGGCAACUCUCUCUUGAGGAUGCAGAGGAGUACUAUGCCACCCUGGAAAACGCCUUCGACAUGCGCCUAGCCGUGGGUGUUUUGAGAGUCGAUGGAGGCUUGGAUAUCUCUGGAAUGUUUGCCAAUGAGGAGAAGGCUCACAUGAUGUUCGCCAGAAAUCGGACUACCUCGGAACUCUCCGAGCAAUCACUCAAAGUCGAAGAUAGAAGCGAAUCGAAGAUGUCGGUCGACAGUGGCUUGGCCUCCCCGGCCACUGUUCAGAAAAAGCGAGUGGGACGAGACGGAAGUGUAUUGGGGCGCUUUGGAAAGAAAACGAAGAGUAACCUUUCCAUGGCCAUUCUAGACAAGGACGGACGGCCGGUGGAUGAGGACACGGUGGAGAAGAUCACCCAGUUCCGAAACAAAGGGGUCAGGGAUGGAACUAUCGACGUGUAUUGGCUCUAUGAUGAUGGAGGCCUUACCAUGCUUCUGCCUCACAUCUUGACUACUCGAGCCAAGUUCGCCAAAUGCAAGCUCCGGAUAUUCUUCUUGUCCGAAAACGUGGAAGAACUCGAGAUCGAAACUCGCAAUAUGGCUGCUCUCCUCUCCAAGUUCCGCAUCGAGUUCAAUGAUGUCAUUGUACUUCAAGAUGUCACCAGAAAGGCUGAUCGAAAAACGCGGGACGAUUUCAAAGAGCUGAUCACUAUCCCGCAUCCGAAAUCCAAAUCCGGACGCAAUCCCUCAUCAACCGCAAAGGCCAGCGACCAAUUGGAAGGGCUGGAAAACGUCUUAGUAUCUGAAGCGGAACAAAUGAAGCAUGCCGAGCAGACCAAUUUCCAAUUGAGAAUUGCAGAGAUCGUUCGGCAAAACUCGAGUCAAGCCGAUCUCGUGGUCAUGACCUUACCUAUGCCCAAACGAGAACAGAUUCCUUAUCCUCUAUAUAUGGCAUGGCUGGACUUCACUACGCGGAAGAUGCCACCUUUCCUGCUCAUACGGGGCAAUCAGGACUCUGUUCUAACCUUCUAUUCAUAAACAGACAUGUAUGGUUUGAAGCACUUCAACUUCUCUCCCUUCCUGUUCAAUGCAAGAUUAUUUUUAGCUUAAGGCUUGCACAUAGCAUUAUUAUUUGAAGCAAUAAAUAUCAAGAGGUCUGUAAAAUUCGAAAUUAAUGACUUUAUGACGUUCGAAUGGACUACUUCC
Molecule: messenger RNA, 4473 nt
Organism: Tigriopus californicus
Lineage: Eukaryota; Metazoa; Arthropoda; Copepoda; Harpacticoida; Harpacticidae
Product: bumetanide-sensitive sodium-(potassium)-chloride cotransporter-like
Exons: 2
Coding region: 841-4305 (1154 amino acids)
Biological process (GO): sodium ion homeostasis; cell volume homeostasis; sodium ion transmembrane transport
Cellular component (GO): membrane
Molecular function (GO): sodium:potassium:chloride symporter activity
Source: RefSeq, a predicted model, not a curated record